This is a messenger RNA of Dreissena polymorpha, 3277 nucleotides long. RefSeq lists its product as uncharacterized. Bases 72 to 1094 code for a protein of 340 amino acids. NCBI's taxonomy places the organism in Eukaryota, Metazoa, Mollusca, Bivalvia, Myida, Dreissenidae. The record is from RefSeq and is a predicted model, not a curated record. The transcript has 12 exons.
GGAAGACAAAGUAAAGAACACGUUUUGAACAGCAAUCUAUCUUAAACAAGUAAAGGAUUUUUUUCUGCAUAAUGGGGGUGCCCCCUUGUGAUAGCUGCCCCUAUACACCUGCAUGUGGUCCCUGGGGUCCGUGCAGUGUUACUUGCGGAGAUGGAAUUAUGUAUCAGCAGACCAUGAAUGGAAGCUGCAAGUCUCUUUUUCCAUGCAAUAAUGGAACGUGUUUAGAUAUCGCAACAUCGGUUGUCACCACUUUAAAGGCUACUACAAAUGAAUUUGAAAGCGAGGAAUCGAGUGAAACCGUUGCCACGACCUCCUCAACUGACAUAGUCACGACUGGGCCUACCGGGUCAACCACUUUGGCAAAAGCUUCUACAAAUGAAUUUGAAAGCAAGGAAUCGAGUGAAACCGUUGCCACGACCUCUCAAACUGACAUAGUCACGAAUGGGCGUACCGGGUCGACCACUUUGGCAAGAGCUACUACAAAUGAAUUUGAAAGCGAGGAAUCGAGUGGAACCGUUGCCACGACCUCUCCAACUGACGUAGUCACGAUUGGGCGUACCGGGUCAACCACUAUGGCAAGAGGGACAGCAACGCAAGUUAACAACGUUACAAAUGGAGCAACUGUGCCAAAUAUCUUCCCUCCUGUAGACCCCAUGCUGACGAUAAAGGUCGCAGUUCCACUUAUAGCAGCUGUUGUCCUUAUCGCUGCUGUUUUGGUCUUCAUUUUUCUUCGAAGAAAACGUCGAAAUGGUGCUUCUCAGUUAGCUAAUGCUCUGGAUUCACUUGAGAACGUACCCGGUGAAGGAAAAAACCCGUAUUCUGCGGGCAACGUAGCGUUCACUCCGGGCUAUGACAUGACAUUGAAGGAUAGGGAAUAUAAUUACGUUCAAUCCCAGUCUUCCGAAAAGGGUUUGAGCGAUUAUACGAACGCAGAACCUACUAAGAGUCAUCAAGCUUCAGAAGAAAACGUCGGAGGUAUGAAAAAUGCGGCUGCUUCGUCAGAUACCGAGUAUGAUUACACUUGUGCCAAACAAAUAACUCUCGUUGGUCAUGACCAGGCGGUCUAUAAUCAUCUGAGCAUCGGACAACCAUAGUGAUGAAAAAUCCUUCGAUCACCUUCCAAACCCAGACCAGGCCCUACCAAGAGGUAACUCACAACUUUUGCGUUUAAACACAGAGACUAAGCGUACGAUCAUUUUCCGCAAUAAUAUUUUAAACAACAAAAUGACUGACUAUUGAUCAUGUUUAACCUAUUUAUAAACAAUGCGCAUCAUCUGCAACUGAAUGAAAUUUUGUGCAAAACGUGCAAGAAUAAUUGUAUGUGAUCUGUGUAUACAUUAUGUUAACAAGCACUUGGGAUUAAAAGGAUCGAAACUAAUCUAGUAGAAACCAUAAAAACCGGACAAAUUGUCCUAUUCAUUUUAUUUCCAUAUAUAAAUAAAAUAUAUAUAAGAAACCAAAUACAAAUACCGGUUAGACUUUAGUUCAAAAUUGGGUCCGGUUCGGUUUUUUUUUUUAAAUAUACAUAACUAUAUCUCUUACAAACCGGAUACCAAUCAAAACCGAAAAUCGGUCAUAUUUUGGAUGAAAAUGGGGUCAUGUCAACAGACCGAAUACCGGUCAUAAUUUAGUUCGAAGUUUAGUCUGGUUCAGUGUUUUCCAUUUAUAAAUAUACAGGAACUAUCUCUUACAAACCGGUUACCAAUCGAAACCGAAUACAGGUCAUACUUUGGAUCGAAAAUGAGGUAUUCAAUAAACAAAGCUGGUUUUAUUUGUAAUUCGAUUUUACAGUACUGCCCCUUUAAUUUUUUUAAUUUUCUAUUUUACAGUAUUGCCCCUUUAAUUAUAUUGGAUUUUUUUGGACGUCGUCGUGUAAUCGCUUCUAAAUUACGUCAUCCGAUCCACUUUCACUGUUUUUGGCUAUAUGCAUAUGUCAUCGGGUUUAUAUCGUUAAACUUUAUUAAUAUUUUCUCUCUGACGGGCGUUUCUUGUUUGAUUAAUUUUAUUUUUUAUCAGUCACAAAAACAACCAAGCUAUGUAAUAUGGAUUUUGUACACCCAUUAUUCUGUUUCUAUUUGCACGAUGAUGAUCUGAAAUAUUAACUAUAUGAUGCUAUAUUAUUAAAUCUUUUUCUAAAAAGAAGGGAUGUAGUUGAUACUUGUUCGUAAUUUCAUUUCAUUGUUCCUCAAAACGUUGUAACUCUGUUGCUCUGGUCUCCUUCCUACCAUUGAGUAAUUAAAUUGUAAUUAAAUUGAAUGCGUUUUAAUUCCCUUUUAUUAUUGUUUAAUUUGAGUUGCAAUGGUAUGAGGUAUAAUUUUAUUUACACUUAUAUGUAUCAUGAAUAUUGCUGGGCCAAGUGCGAGGUUGAGCGCUCUAAAACCGGUUUAAACCCUCAUUGCUAUGCAUUGACCGUUCCAAGGCGGUGACCCCAGCUUUAUUCUUCUAUGUGUGUAUAUUGUUUCGUAUUGUGCUGUUUCGUACUGUUUUGGCAAUUGGUCACUUGCCUUAAAUAAAGGACCAACUAAUUGUAUAUAAUGAGAAUGCAAUACUGCGCCAGCAGCUGGAGUUUCACUUCUUUAUAUUGUCAACAGUAAGUGUACCGUUAACGACUUUGUUUUUUGCAUGCCUUAACAGGUUUCAAAAGCUUGUGAACUGCCGACGCGAAAUUAAUACAGACGCUAGAAACUUAUACAAACUGUAAAUCUCGCAAAUUCAUUUAAAGCCACUAUUAAUGCUUUUAAUGAAUACCGGUCGAUGGCAAAAAAGAAGGUCACCAAACAAACACAUUGAAAGGGUCAAACUUGAAAUAGAAUAUGCAACAUAAAGCAUACAUCAACAAAAACAAAAACUUAAUGCAAUUAUUUGCGCCCACUUGAAACGAACGUUAGCAAUUACUCAAAUACAGUGAAAUUCAUGUGUUGUUUUGUUUCAAAUAUACGAGAUAAUAACUAAGACCAUAAUAAUGUUAUGAUACAUGCAUGUUUCGAAAACUCAAUAGAAAUUGGAAACAUUUCUCAGCGUUGAUGCUAACGAUAAAAUUAAUUAACAUUCAAUUAAACACAAUCGUAUGCACAAUAAAUAUGUAUGUAUUUAAGAAUCGACAUGUAUUUAGAAAAAGAUGGGCCAUUGCAUUGCCAUUGUUAUGGGAAUUGCAAUAGUUGUUUUUUUUAAUGUUAUGAUCGUAACUUUAAGUAAAUAAACCAUAUUAUAUAUCUACGUUUAAUGAUUAAUUGCAUGAAAUAGGACAUCAUAUCAUUGUGUAAUAUUGUCUCUUUGU